Molecule: messenger RNA, 1158 nt
Organism: Oncorhynchus gorbuscha (pink salmon)
Lineage: Eukaryota; Metazoa; Chordata; Actinopteri; Salmoniformes; Salmonidae
Product: early nodulin-75-like
Exons: 1
Coding region: 1-1158 (385 amino acids)
Source: RefSeq, a predicted model, not a curated record
AUGCUGGUUUCGGCAAGCAGUUACAGUACACCCAGCCAUACAGAUCCCCGGUUACAGUACACCCAGCCAGACAGCUCCCGGUUACAGUACACCCAGCCAGACAGCUCCCCGGUUACAGUACACCCAGCCAGACAGCUCCCCGGUUACAGUACACCCAGCCAGACAGCUCCCCGGUUACAGUACGCCCAGUCAGACAGCUCCCCGCGCCCCAGUUACAGUACACCCAGCCAGACAGUGCCCUGGUUACAGUACGCCCAGCCAGACAGCUCCCCAGUUACAGUACGCCCAGCCAGACAGCUCCCCGGUUACAGUACGCCCAGCCAGACAGCUCCCCGGUUACAGUACGCCCAGCCAGACAGCUCCCCGGUUACAGUACGCCCAGCCAGACAGUGCCCUGGUUACAGUACGCCCAGCCAGACAGCUCCCCACUUACAGUACGCCCAGCCAGACAGCUCCCCGGUUACAGUACACCCAGCCAGACAGCGCCCCGGUUACAGUACGCCCAGCCAGACAGCUCCCCGGUUACAGUACGCCCAGCCAGACAGCACCCCGGUUACAGUACACCCAGCCAGACAGCGCCCCGGUUACAGUACACCCAGCCAGACAGCGCCCCGGUUACAGUACACCCAGCCAGACAGCGCCCCGGUUACAGUACACCCAGCCAGACAGCGCCCCGGUUACAGUACGCCCAGCCAGACAGCUCCCCGGUUACAGUACACCCAGCCAGACAGCGCCCCGGUUACAGUACACCCAGCCAGACAGCGCCCCGGUUACAGUACACCCAGCCAGACAGCGCCCCGGUUACAGUACACCCAGCCAGACAGCGCCCCGGUUACAGUACGCCCAGCCAGACAGCUCCCCGGUUACAGUACACCCAGCCAGACAGCGCCCCGGUUACAGUACGCCCAGCCAGACAGCUCCCCAGUUACAGUUACAGUACGCCCAGCCAGACAGCUCCCCGGUUACAGUACGCCCAGCCAGACAGCACCCCGGUUACAGUACGCCCAGCCAGACAGCACCCCGGUUACAGUACACCCAGCCAGACAGCGCCCCGGUUACAGUACACCCAGCCAGACAGCGCCCCGGUUACAGUACGCCCAGCCAGACAGCUCCCCGGUUACAGUACACCCAGCCAGCCAGCGCCCCAGGAACAGAUGA